Messenger RNA from Hemicordylus capensis (graceful crag lizard), 1235 nucleotides. It is a transcript of the gene POLR2H, whose product is annotated as RNA polymerase II, I and III subunit H. Gene Ontology annotation, cellular component: RNA polymerase I complex; RNA polymerase II, core complex; RNA polymerase III complex. The record is from RefSeq and is a predicted model, not a curated record. The transcript is spliced from 5 exons. NCBI's taxonomy places the organism in Eukaryota, Metazoa, Chordata, Lepidosauria, Squamata, Cordylidae. The coding region runs from base 323 to 775 and encodes 150 amino acids. Gene Ontology annotation, biological process: DNA-templated transcription. Gene Ontology annotation, molecular function: DNA-directed RNA polymerase activity.
AUCUUGGCUUCGUGCGGCUUACGUCAUCCACAAGCGUCGUCGGCGCCGGAAGUGAGGGGGGGAAAGCAAACCAGCGUGUGUCUGUGUGUUGCACUUGCAUGCGGGUCCCUGGAAGCCGCGGGUCCUCCCAGCAGUGACGGGGCUUGCCCUCUCCGGGGUUUUGUUGUCUUCCAUUUUUGGUGGGGUUGUCUUCCAGUGGCUUCCUCUGCGGGAUUUCCUCCUCCACCCUCCCCGCCUCUCCAGAUCUCCCAAUAAGCCUCUCCAGAUCUCCCAAUAAGCCCCACCGCUCUGCCCAUCCGCUCUCCGCUGUAUCUGCCUUGCUAUGGCUGGCAUUCUCUUCGAGGAUAUUUUCGACGUGAAGGACAUCGACCCCGAGGGCAAGAAAUUCGACAGGGUUUCCCGACUGCAUUGUGAGAGUGAGUCAUUCAAAAUGGACCUGAUCCUGGAUGUGAAUGUGCAGAUAUACCCUGUUGAUCUCGGCGACAAAUUCCGCCUCGUCAUUGCGAGCACCUUAUAUGAAGAUGGGACUUUGGAUGAUGGAGAAUAUAACCCUACUGACGAUAGACCAUCAAGGGCUGACCAGUUUGAGUACGUGAUGUAUGGAAAAGUGUACAGGAUUGAGGGCGAUGAGACCUCCACAGAGGCAGCCACACGCCUCUCUGCCUACGUGUCCUAUGGGGGCCUGCUCAUGCGGCUCCAGGGAGACGCCAACAAUCUGCAUGGCUUUGAAGUGGACUCCAGGGUUUAUCUCCUGAUGAAGAAGCUCGCCUUCUAAGCAGUUUGGGGUUGCAGAAUGGUUGGACUCUGCCAUGGCAGCCGGGACUCAGGAACAAGAACCCAUCGGCUGCCUCCCACGCAAGUGGAGAGGGUUGCAAGCAAAGCCUCUCCCCCGUGGGCUCCGCCUCUGAGCAUCGGGAGGCUCAGCUUCCAGAAUUCAUCAGGACUCCACUGUGAGAACUGGCCCAGGACACCUCUUGAUGGGAGGGGAACCGGGAAUGAGAGCAGCCCCCACUGAUGCUGGGGGUGCUGCGUUUGCACGCCAGGCAUCUCUGUGUCUGUGAUGAACGGCCUUUUUAUUCUCCGGAUUCAAGUCCCCGAAGACCAGCCCUGCCCCUUCAAGCAGGCUGGGACCGCUCUUUCCUGAGUUCACUGGGAGGAAAGAGGUGCAGCUCGCAAUGCAGGCUUUCUCUGUGGCCUUGGUUAUGUGAUCUUCAUUAAAACCUAGCUUUUUCAUG